AAGAAGAAGAAGAAGAAGACGAAGAAGAAGUAUAAACUGUACGCAAAAAUGGCGUCCGAUGUGACCAGCGGUGUUUCAGAAAACAAACGAAAGUUAGAGGAGGAUGAAGACGAAUGGGUUGGCCCUCUGCCCAGCGAGGCUACACAAACAAAGAAGAAGAAAGUUCUUGAGUACGAAAGAGUUUAUUUGGACAAUUUGCCCUCAGCCGCCAUGUAUGAAAGAAGUUACAUGCACAGAGAUGUUAUAACACACAUUGUUUGUACCAAAACAGAUUUUAUCAUCACAGCGAGUCAAGACGGCCACGUGAAGUUUUGGAAGAAGAAGGAAGAUGAGGGAAUAGAGUUUGUAAAGCAUUUCCGUAGUCACUUGGGUCAGGUCGAGUGCAUUUCUGCGAGUGCUGAGGGUGCACUUUGCUGUUCUGUGGGAGAUGAUCGGGCUAUGAAAGUUUUUGAUGUGGUCAACUUUGACAUGAUCAACAUGCUUAAACUUGGCUUCCAUCCGGGCCAGUGUGAGUGGAUUUAUAAUCCAGGCGAUGCCAUUUCCACAGUCGCCUGUUCCGAGAAAUCAACAGGGAAGAUUUUCGUGUACGAUGGUCGUGGAGGUAAUCAGCCCCUGCACACGUUUGACAAGAUGCACAACGCACCGUUGUCUCAAAUCCGUCUGAAUCCAAAGUAUCGCGUCAUCGUCUCGGCCGAUAAAGCAGGCAUGUUGGAAUACUGGACGGGGCUCCCGAGUGAAUUCAAAUUUCCACGACAGGUGCAAUGGGAGUUUAAGACGGACACGGACUUGUAUGAGUUUGCCAAAUGCCAAACAUAUCCAACCAGCCUGGCCUUUUCUCAAGACGGCAAGAAAAUGGCCACAAUCGCUGUUGACCGGAAAGUGAGGAUUUUCCGUUUCCUGACUGGGAGGUUGAUGAGAGUGUUCGAUGAAUCUUUAACGAUGUUCACAGAGCUCCAGCAGAUGAGGCAGCAGUUGCCUGAUAUGGAGUUUGGGCGCAGAAUGGCUGUAGAGCGAGAACUUGAAAAGGUGGACGGAAUCAGACUGACCAGCAUCAUCUUUGAUGAGACCGGACACUUUGUGCUUUACGGCACUAUGCUGGGCAUCAAGGUCAUAAAUGUGGAAACUAACAGGUGUGUGAGGAUCCUGGGGAAACAGGAGAACAUUCGUGUGGUGCAGCUGAGUCUGUUUCAAGGCGUAGCUAAGACCAUGAAGGCAGCUCCAACCAUUGAGAUGAAAGCCUCGGACAACCCAGCCUUGCAGAACUACGAUUCAGACCCAACCAUCUUCUGCACGGCCUUCAAGAAGAAUCGCUUUUACAUGUUCACAAAGAGAGAGCCGGAGGACACCAAGAGCGCCGAAUCAGACCGUGAUAUCUUUAACGAGAAACCUUCUAAAGAGGAAGUGAUGGCGGCCACGCAAGCAGAAGGGCCGAAAAGGGUGUCAGACAGUGCCAUCAUUCACACCACCAUGGGCGACAUACAUAUCAAACUCUUUCCUGUGGAGUGUCCCAAAACGGUGGAGAACUUCUGCGUUCACAGCAGGAACGGCUACUACAACGGCCACAUAUUUCAUCGUGUCAUCAAGGGCUUCAUGAUCCAGACCGGUGACCCGACGGGCACAGGCAUGGGUGGAGAAAGCAUCUGGGGUGGAGAGUUUGAAGAUGAAUUUCAUGCCACACUGAGACACGAUAGACCCUACACCCUCAGUAUGGCCAACGGAGGCCCAGGAACCAAUGGAUCACAGUUCUUCAUUACUGUUGUCCCAACUCCCUGGUUGGACAACAAGCACACUGUUUUUGGAAGGACCGCUAAAGGUAUGGAGGUGGUUCAGAGGAUCUCAAAUGUUAAAGUCAACCCCAAGACUGACAAGCCAUACGAAGACAUCAGUAUCAUAAACAUCACAGUCAAAUAAAAAUUCCAAUCUUCUGAUUUUGUAAAAAAAUAAAGUACCUUUUUUUUAAAAAA
Molecule: messenger RNA, 1964 nt
Organism: Misgurnus anguillicaudatus (oriental weatherfish)
Lineage: Eukaryota; Metazoa; Chordata; Actinopteri; Cypriniformes; Cobitidae
Source: RefSeq, a predicted model, not a curated record